AUGUCUGCCGCAAUUGGAAAACUUUUCAACCCUGCAUCCUACACCAAGGCUUGGGGAAAUGUUGCUACCCGGGCACAAGCCUACUACCAUCCAAACAUGCGUGACAAUGGAUCCACUUUCCUUUGGCACAUGAUGUUUGGAGUGUCUGUCGUGAUGUACACCGGCAACUAUGUCUCGCGCAGCUAUCCCUUGGUCCAAGAAACAAGAGAGCAAAAGAGAGUGGCCAUGAAGGAAUACUACGAAAAGCACGGAGGAGGUGACCAUCACUAG
Cylindrotheca closterium is the source of this 270-nucleotide messenger RNA. Lineage: Eukaryota; Bacillariophyta; Bacillariophyceae; Bacillariales; Bacillariaceae. The record is from the annotation of a GenBank genome assembly.